This is a messenger RNA of Exaiptasia diaphana, 3378 nucleotides long. Its product is annotated as neutrophil cytosol factor 2. The transcript is spliced from 8 exons. Gene Ontology annotation, molecular function: protein binding; superoxide-generating NADPH oxidase activator activity. Bases 82 to 1368 code for a protein of 428 amino acids. The record is from RefSeq and is a predicted model, not a curated record. NCBI's taxonomy places the organism in Eukaryota, Metazoa, Cnidaria, Anthozoa, Actiniaria, Aiptasiidae. Gene Ontology annotation, biological process: superoxide anion generation.
UUCAGUGGAUGCAGACAGUGGACGUGCCGUAAAACACUCCRAARGUUUUCCUUUUAGUUUCUUUCCAGUUUUCCUGUCACGAUGAGUGAAUUAUCUAUGCUAGAAACCCUUAAGCUUUGGGACGAGGCCGUUUCGUCGACAGAGAAAGGACGAUACGAGGACGCCUUGAUGAAGUUCAUGUCUUUAGAACAACUGACAGACUCYAAUCAAACUUUGUUAACUUCAGCUAGGAACUUGUUUAACAUUGGUCAGACCUACUUCUCGCUUGAUAGAAUCGAUAUGGCUAUCAAGGCUUUUCAAGAAUCAAUAGGGAAGGACAAAAUGCUGGCAAUAGCACACUUCAUGCUUGGUUGUGCUCAUCUAAAGCAGAAACUYCACAAAGAUGCAUUACAAGACUUUGAGAAUGCCUUAUUCUUUCUCCGUGGUAAUCGUUUAAUUGACUACAAACAGCUUGGACUAAAGUAUAAACUCUAUGCAUGUGAGAUUCUGUGCAACAGAGGAAUUGCAUAUGCAUAUCUUGGAAAAGAUCAACAGGCAAAAUCUGAUUUUUUAAAAGCAGUUGAAUCUUGUGUAGAACCUCGUCAUGGAGUUAUCCAAGAUGCACUUCUCUGCUGGCAGAGAGGGAAAGGGAUGGAACCUAUUUUAGUUCCUCCAAUYGCAGUUUUCCAGCCUUCAAAAAGCAAGCUUCAAGUAACAAAAGAAACUGCUAACUACCUUGGCAAGUCUCAAGUGGUUGCUGCUAGGGUGAAAGAGACUAAUGGACAAAAGGAAACAAGGGAUAACCCAGAAAAGUCCAUCAAUGRAAGUGAAGACCAUACUCCUCGUGCUGUUGGCUUAGUUAAUGAAAGAAGUAAAUUGAUGAAGGAUCUUCGCRAUAAAGAAACCCGGAGAUCAUUGAAGAAAACCMAUGGUACUCAGCUUGAAAGCCUUCAACCUCCCUCUGUAGCACCACCUCCUCGUCCUACCUCACCACACCCUGGAAGAAGACAGGCUGUUAGUGUACCACCAUCAAAACCACUACCACCCUCACCACGGAGUAAAAGCCCACUUCCAAUUCAUCACCGUCCUCUACCUCCGAAUCCCGACAUUCCACCAACGAUAUCACGAUYGCCUGUGCGUCCACCAAAGAGACAAGGGAGAACUGUGACAUUUGAAUUAGUUAUUAGCAGAACAGUACAGGUGAACCAGGACGUGAMAACAAACCAGCUCUCUCAAGCUGCUGCUAAAGCGUUGGGUGUGUCAGAAGAUACGUUUUCCAUGUGGUUUGAUCGUGAAGGCGAUAUGGCGUCAGUCGACCAAGAAUCUCUGUCCUCCUUCUGGAAUUUGACGGACAGUAAACUAACAAUUUACUGUCGCGAGAAAAGAUAGUGUUAUAAAAACGGUUUGGAUACAGACUUGCUUCUCGGUCUAAUCGCUACUCAACCAGAGAGAAAAGGAUAAUGGACGGAAAUWUUUUCAACGAUUAAACAUGAUCUCGAUUGUUAAUGAUUGUUAAUAAUGCCUGCUCAUUUACCCAUAUUCCCUUUUCUUUCUAGUCGCGUGGGAACGAGACCGAUAAGCGACAACGUUUAAUUAGAAUGACKAUUUGAAUAGAGUACAAAGUCUUAAAAAGUUCUGAUUUAAGUAAGUCAGAUCUGAAUUACAUACAACUAUAGUCGAAAAGAUUCAGAUUCAUGCGUAUUUUCAUAUAAUGCAUUACAAUUUCCCAGUUUGCUUUGGUGCAAAAGUUCGAAAAUCUCCUUCUAGCCCCAUGCAACGCGCAUGUGUAAUUUUAGCUGGGUGYUUGUCAGUGGCCAGUUUAUCCUGAAUAGAAUUAAGCACUUCAUACUUUUAGUGUUUGUACUCUGACUUCAAAUGAGUCAAAGAAUUCAGAUAACUGUAAAAAAGCUUGCAAUAAAAAAAACUAGAUCCAUUAAUUAUGAACACUAUACGACUACUGUCGGCAAGAUUAACGAUGUCAGUUAAGAAUGGCAUCAGAUACGAUGGAGCAYUCUASAGAGUAUACUCAAGAACCAGUCUGAGAAAUAACUCAAUGCUCGUUGUUCAAAGCUGUCUGACCGCAACGUCGCUUCAGUUUGURCAUUUGUAAAUCCCUGGUUCAUCUUGCUGAACCGAUGUUAUUGAGGAGAGUACCAUUGCGUCCAUGUUUUUGUUUCWAUUUCCUUUUCUUCAUAAUGCAAUGAAGCUUCAAUUUUUUUCGGUGAUUUUUUUAUAGUUUUUGUCGAAUAGCUUUUCUAAGUCAGUGAGUUUUUACAAAACCUUUCGCCAGGGGGAGACUAGAGGACCCCCAAUUAUUMUUCUUGCUUUUCUCUUUGUCAAGUUACAACAAUAAAAUAAAAAAUACGCGGCGCGGCCCCAACGAUUAAUUACAAAUAAAUUCAAAAAUUGAUUAGGUAAUUAGCAACUAUUGUCAUAAUUCUAAAUCGUCAUUAAAUAUAUGUUAGAUAGUCUCCUUCACAGUUCCCUUCUCCAUUUUGAAAAGUAACCGUCCCUUUGCAUUGAAGUAAGACGACCGGUGGGUGUGCAAUGUCAGAAACCUGUGAUGAUUGUCUGAUUCAAGAGAUCGCCGUAACAGAGAUGGUGGUCUGAAAAUCAGGGUAAAGGGAGGGCGUAUUUAGCKGGGGUCACAGGAUGUCUUCAUUUAUAGACUUUUUACUGUAUACAGGGUUCGUACGGGUUUUGGAAAGUUUUGGAAAUCAAAAUUCCUUUUUCCAGGACCUGGGAAAGUUUUGGAAAAAAUAUUUUUUGACCAUCGGGCUAUGGAAAAGUUUUGAAUUUUUUUUAGACAUCCCACCUUUGAAAGAAAGUUUCUGUUUUCCUGUCAAUUCGAUAAAAAUGCCGAUUUCUUCGCUCCUGUAAAUUGAUUAUUUUACGAAAAAAGCCGGCUGGUUUCCUUCAAGAUCGACCAACAUGGACAGAAUUGUAUUUUAUAUAUGUUUUGGAAAUUUAGGUUGAUAGCUGUGGAAAAGUUUUGGAAAAGUUUUUGAAAUGUUAACUCUGGAAUCUGUAAGAACCCUGUGUAUAACUUUUAAAUAAGUUUUUUUUUUUCAUUUCUCCAUGAUUGAUGUCAUCUGACGUCGAAAAAAAAAAGUGAAAAAAAAAACCUUAACUCCCCCCAUGGAUACGACCUUGUUGAGUGUAAAUUAAAAAGGAGGACUGAUUUUAUAUUUGGUGAAGUUCAGUUUUCAAUAAAGUUGAUAUAAUUCACUCUCUCUCUCAGUCCCUUUUUGAAUUCUGAAUAGUCAUAUAAGGGGAACUUACAAGAAAUAUUUUCUGGAAUUUAUAAGUUAAAAAAUAAUAAAGUGUUAUAAACAAAACAGUAUUAURAAUAUAAUGUAUUUUUUUAUAUUAAGUUCUUAAAUAAAUUGUUACCAAACA